Molecule: messenger RNA, 1735 nt
Organism: Epinephelus moara (kelp grouper)
Lineage: Eukaryota; Metazoa; Chordata; Actinopteri; Perciformes; Serranidae
Gene: ints15
Product: integrator complex subunit 15
Exons: 8
Coding region: 135-1508 (457 amino acids)
Source: RefSeq, a predicted model, not a curated record
GAUAUUAAACACACGUAAGAUUUGCUGUGGAGCAGAGACACGUCAUGUUAGCUAACCAUGCUAACGUUAGCUAGCUGUAGCAGGAUGGAGGAGACGGACUGACUGUGGAGCUGCUCCACCUGAAAGGAGUGGUGAUGGGUGACAUCCGUCAGUCGUUGCUGCCUCGCGAUGUGCUGAGUGCAGCCAAGGAGCUGCUGUAUCACCUGGACAUCUACAUCUGUAACCUGGUGCAGUCCGGGAGGCAGCCUCCUCAGGUCGACUCCAAAACCCAGGAGCUGGUGGAAGAGUUCAUUCUGCAUGCACCUAAAGACAGAAACACUCCCGCCAGGCGGAUGAGUGCGCUCCAGGAGCUCCAGCUGUUGGAGAUCAUGUGCAGCUGUUUCCAGGAGCAGAGCCGUGAUACGGUCCGUCAGCUCAUGUUCUCCGCCCUCUUCAGUCUCCAAGGCAACCAGGCAGAUGAAAGUCGCAUGGCGCUGUUAGGCAAGCUGGUCUCCAUGGCAAUCGCCGUGGGCAGGGUUCCGAUCUUGGAAUGUGCUGCGACGUGGUUACAGAGAACACACCGGGUCUACUGUGUGCGCCUGGCCCAGGUGCUGGUGGAUGACUACUGCAGUAUGGUGCCAGGCUCGGGGCCCACCCUGCAGAACAUCCACAGCGCCAGCCCACGCUUCUGCUGCCAGUUUAUCACUGCUGUCACCACCCUCUAUGACCUCAACACAGAGGAGCUCACCCCUCCUUUAGAACUCCUCCAGAUGAUUGUGUCGUGGAUCCAAGACGACCCCCGUCUAGUCCUCAUCACUUUCCUGAACACGCCCCUCUCUGGCAACCAGCCAAUCAGCUCGCUUGAUGUCACACCUUUAGGGGGGCUGGUGCGCUGGUGCGUCAAAGCCCCCCUGGCCUACAGGAGAGACAACAAGCAGGUUUUAACCAACGGCACCACUGAGAGUGAGCCAGAGGUGGGGCCUCUUUUCUCCGCUCUCCAUCUGAGCGUCCUACAGGUCCUCAUGCUGUUGCCGAACAUACUCAAUGAGAAGGGGCUCUUUGGUCGCCUGGCGCUGCUCCAGUUGGAGUCCCUGGCCGCACUGACCUCAGACCUCUCCAGGCUGUUGGACCAGGCCGACAAACACACACACACGUCAUCCACAGAUACACGUGCACAGUCUCAGCUGGCCCUGGACCGGCUGGCACAGGCCCUGCAGGUGGCCAUGGCCAACGGAGCUCUGCUCUGCUCGAGAGAGGACCUGAGAGCCAUUUGUUCCCGCUUGCCACACAACAAUUUGCUCCAGCUGGUGUUGUCAGGCCCAGUGAUGUACUACAACAACAUCCACACCCCUCCACUGGCCUUCAGCCCGCACGCAGCUCAUUCCCCCAUCGCCUCGCACCCGACACACCCCGCACACCCAGCACACACCCCGCACACACCUCUGGCCACCCACCCCUCCUCUCACCCUCAGUACCCUGCUCAGCCUUUCAUGACGGGGAUGCCGUUCCCCUUCAGACCCAGCCACUAAAAAAAAUAAUGUCCAACCUGUUUGCAGAUGUGAAGUUGUGUGUUUAUGUGUGUGUGUGUGUGUGUGUGUGUGUGUGUGUGUGUGUGUUAGAUAAUGAGUGUUGGUGUCUGUUUGUUGAAUGAAAUCAUGUGUGAGUGAUGUGUUAUGGUGUUAAUGAGCAGAUCUGCUUCUGCUGAAAGUCUCUGAGGCGAACGUGUUUGUCCAAUAAAUAUUUUUUUUUUUACCUC